Molecule: messenger RNA, 4015 nt
Organism: Trichosurus vulpecula (common brushtail)
Lineage: Eukaryota; Metazoa; Chordata; Mammalia; Diprotodontia; Phalangeridae
Gene: MYRIP
Product: myosin VIIA and Rab interacting protein
Exons: 14
Coding region: 223-2277 (684 amino acids)
Cellular component (GO): cortical actin cytoskeleton
Molecular function (GO): actin binding; myosin binding
Source: RefSeq, a predicted model, not a curated record
CUAAGGACCCAAUCCCUAGAAUGGUACUACAAUAACGUGAAAAGCCGCUUCAAACGUUUUGGCAGUGCCAAGGUCCUGAAGAACUUGUACAAAAAGCACAGACUGGAGAGUGGAGCUUGCUUCGACAUAAUAGAAGGAAGCUUUUUGGAGCCAAGCCUGGAGAAUGAAGGAAGCAUUAGUGGCAGUGAUUCGACAUUCUACAGGCAAUCUGAAGGACAUAGCAUGAUGGACACCCUGGCUGUGGCCUUGCGUGUUGCUGAAGAGGCUGUGGAAGAGGCAAUUUCCAAGGCAGAAGCAUCUGGUGACAGUCUGGACAAGCAGAAUGAAGCUAGUUAUCUACGUGAACACAAAGAGGAGUUGAUAGAAGAGCUUGCCACCACCAUAGUGCAGAAGAUCAUAAGGAAGCAAAAAGGCAAAGGGGAACAGACCGAGAAGGACUCUGAUUGGCCGCAGCCCAGCAGCAGCACUCAGAAGGUGACCAAUCAGAGGAUGGCAGCAUUUCCAGGGGACCAGCAGGCAUCCUGCACACUCUUGCAGAGGUCCCAGUCCGCAUUCUCCCUAAGUGGUGAAGAGGCUCCAAGCAAAGAGUCGAAGGUCUCAACACCCCUGGAGACCCUGUGGGCAGAGCAGAGGGUCCAGGCCCAAAAACCAAAGGAACAAGAACAUGCUGCCUUACCCAGCUGGAAGAGCAUGGACAGACUGGAUGAGACAAAUCCAGACCCUGUUUUGCAAAGUGCUGAUGGGAACUGGGUGGCCCUGAAGAAUAAGCCUUUUCCUCACCCCCGCCUUCUGGCCAAACCAAAGAGCCAGGCAUUCCAGGCUCUGGAGAAGGAGUCCAGUGUGGUAUCUGCCUAUGAUGAGAUGGGCUCAGAUAGUGAGGAUGACUUUGACUGGAAUAUGACCCUGAACAAGCUUCAUCAGAGACCCCAGGGCCCAGAAAAUUCCUAUUCCACCGACUCCCAGCAUCAUACCGAGUGGGCUUAUGGUCAUGACCAGUGUCCCCGAGGAACCUCCCCCUCCUCUGGGCCUUACACUAACCCUGAGACCAUGUGCUCUGACUCAGAGACUUCUUCAGUGAGCUCUUCCCGGGAAGUUCAAGGACCAGCCAAGCGACCUUGGCUACAGAGAAAGCCCCCUAGCAACCAUUCACUAGAAAAAGCACACUCACAAGGAGGGCUGGAUGUGAAUUUCAACCCCCAGGCUGCUGACACCCAGGACUCGGACAGCAGUGAUGCUGAGGACACUCACCAUACAGCUGACAAGCGGUCCAGGAGAUGGAGGAGGAGUAAGCCAGCCUCAGAUGAGCUGGAUGAAGAAAAGCCCCCUACCCAAAGCCAAGAGAAAGAUUCAGACUCUAAUCAGGUGUUUGAUGAUUUGUCAGAGACUGAUAUCAGCAGUGAAGAUCACCACCAUAAAGGCAGCACAAACACCACAGAGGAGAAACUGAAAUCCAGGUUGUUUGAAUUAGCUGCUAAAAUGAGCGAGAAGGAAACAUCUUCGGGUGAGGAACAGGAGUCAGAACCCAGGACAGAAUCUGACCAUCAGAAAGAAAGUCUGUCCUCAGAAGACAAUGGCCAGUGCAUUCAGGAGGAACUGAAGAAGAAGUACUCAGCUGUGUCCCUCUGCAAUAUCUCUACGGAAGUCCUGAAAGUCAUCAACGCCACAGAAGAGUUGAUAGCAGAAUCGAAUGGUCCCUGGGAUUUCCCAGCAGAUCCUCCUGAGAGAGAGAAAGGGUCAUUUCCUCUGGGGACAGACCAUGUGAGACUUGACGAGCAGCUCACUUCACUGGAAGAAAACGUGUACCUGACCGCAGGCACCGUCUACGGGUUAGAGGGCCAGCUGAAUGAACUGGAGGAUGCUGCCCGGAGAAUCAGCAGCACCACAGGGGAGUCAGAGCUUGCUGAGCUGGAGGACCAAGUGGCCACAGCAGCAGCCCAGGUGCACCACGCAGAGCUGCAGAUUUCAGAUAUUGAGAGUAGGAUUGCAGCCCUGACAUUGGCGGGGCUGAAUGUGGCUCCGUGUGUCCGUCUGACAAGGAAACGGGAUCAGAAGCAAAUGAACCAGGUACAGACCAUUGACACAUCAAGACAGCAGAGGAGAAAACUCCCAGCCCCACCAGUGAAAAAUGAGAAAACAGAGGCUGCUUCACUUACUUCUGUCAAAACAUUUAACCGGAAUUUCAUACUCCAGGGGUCUAUGACACAAAGGACUAAAGAAAGAAAAAGUACUGCCAAGGACUUGAUGGAACCAACUCUAGGAUCCGCCAUAAUGUUUUAGUGGUACACAACUCUACUGCCAAUCACACACUGCCUCCAGCUGUAUACACCAGUGCCUUUCUUGAACAGCCAUUGUAUACAGUAUGUCCCAUAGAAAAUAGGCCCCAGAGGAGCAUCGCUUCCUCUGGGAGCAGGGCUUUCUUUUCGUCUUGGAUACCUCACUGAGAAAGUUGUCCAAGGCUUCAGCAUUCUGGUCUGCUAGUGGGAACAUUGCCUUAUGUUCCUUCGAGACUCCAGGAAAGAUACUAAGACACUGAGUUUCCAAAGCAAAGCUCUUUGUUUUACAAAUGGCACUUUUUUUCUCCUGUCAAUCAAUUGUGCUAAAGAAUGUCGUCUUUUAAGAUAAUAUAUGUGGCUUUUUUUUGGUAGCCCUGAUUCCACCAGAUGUCUAUCAAAAUUCUAUCUGGUAAAAGAGAAAACAGCCAUCCUACUGGCCCCUUAGUGCUCACAAAGACCUCCCUGACUUAUGCAUGCUAAGGAAAAUGGACCUGGUAGUGAAUGCUAGUUUCACUGAUGUUGGGAGUAGUAGGGGUGCAAUUUUCAUUCUUAAAAACAAAAAGAAAAAAAAGCUACCAGUGAGCAGAGGCAUCUGUCAGUCUCCUUUCCGUCUGCCAGGCUUCUGGCUCAUGGCUCUUACAAUUAUUUUUGUUAGUUUACAGUCACAAAUCAUGAUGUCAUAUUCCACCAGGAUGGUCCCUAGUGAAAUGAAUAUGGCACACCUAAACAAAGACAUGCAUUUGCUCUUUAUCUCCAUCCCAGGGACUAUCAUGAAUUCUAGGCAAGUCACUGGUACCUUGACACUUUCAGCAACAAUUGGGGAUUCAUUCAUUAAAUUAGGUGCCCAUGGACCUCCUUAGGACUUAGACUUUCCCAACACCAAAGGAGAGAAAAAUGUUGGGAAAAAACAGCCCAUAAUUCACCUUCUGAGCAUUAUCCAAAAUCAAGGGUGUGCAGCUUAGUACUACGGUUAGCUCACACAUUUACAAUAUACAAUACAGCUUCCAAAGUGCUUUCCCUCUCUGUGGAUGGUAAGCAGUAAAGAUACUAGUAUCUCCAUUAUGCAGAUAAAGUCACCAAGGCAGAAGUAAGACUCCAAUCUAGUCUUUUCAUUCCCAAGUCCAGGGCUCUUUCUGCUAGGUAAAAAAAUCUAUUGGGUAGGUUCUAAUAGAAUACAAAAGAUAAAUUGAACUCAAAAUUACUUACUGAAAGCCAGUUGGAAAAUAAUUUUUAGGACUCAAAGUAUCAAAUUGUUUCAAAGGAAAUGCUAAAUACCUUUUUAAAAAAUUACCAUAAGCAGCGUGACUCCAAAUUAUAAGUGUAACAUCAAUAAACUCUUAAGUUACUCUGGGCAUGUGUGAACAGCAGGAACACAUACGAAAUAUAUGUCAGCUUGCAUUCUGUUCACAAAAACAAACAAACCUAAAAAUUUCAUUCAAUAAAGUGGGUCAUGUUUAUUCAUGUUAUUAAAGGAGAAUCUAAUUAGAAGGGUUGAAUUAAUUGGGAUGACUAAAGAAAAUCUCCCUUGCACCAUUUUUAACCUCUAGAUGAUUGGUUUGUCUGUUACACCCGUUCCCCAAUCUUGAUGGCUGCCAGUAUGAGUCAUGAGCUGACCCUGAUGGUGGUUUGCAUAUUCAUCUAAUUAUAAUAUUUACUACUACUGUAUAUGUGUUAUCCAACCUAAAAGACUCAUUUGAAUAGAGUAAAUCUUUAGCUUUUGUUCCACUGGUAUAAUUUAAAAC